Messenger RNA from Centropristis striata (black sea bass), 2922 nucleotides. It is a transcript of the gene acadl, whose product is annotated as acyl-CoA dehydrogenase long chain. The record is from RefSeq and is a predicted model, not a curated record. The coding region runs from base 122 to 1456 and encodes 444 amino acids. The transcript is spliced from 11 exons. NCBI's taxonomy places the organism in Eukaryota, Metazoa, Chordata, Actinopteri, Perciformes, Serranidae. Gene Ontology annotation, biological process: long-chain fatty acid catabolic process; carnitine metabolic process, CoA-linked; fatty acid beta-oxidation using acyl-CoA dehydrogenase. Gene Ontology annotation, molecular function: flavin adenine dinucleotide binding; long-chain fatty acyl-CoA dehydrogenase activity. Gene Ontology annotation, cellular component: mitochondrion.
AGAAGACGUUGCAUAACUCUGGAACUCACGAAGAAGAAGUCCACAGGUAACACUCAGAGUUUGAUCUGAACUACAGAAGUAACAACGUUUGUCACGGAGCGUCUUCUUUCUACUCAGCAGGAUGUUUGUUAAAACUGUGAGCAGAGGCUACCUCAGAACCCUCUCCGGGCUCAGACAUGUCUCCGGGGGCGGACAGGUGCUCUCUGCAGCUGCUGCAAGGCUGCAGCACAGUAUGGCCCCGGACCUCGGGCAGCCGGGCCCCUCGGUGCGUCCAGAGACCUCCAGCGCCAAGUCCAUGAUGGACAUCGGCAUCCGUCGGAUCUUCACCGAGGAGCACGACAUCUUCAGACAAAGCGUCCGGCGCUUCUAUCAGGACGAAGUGGUUCCGUACCACAGGGAGUGGGAGAAGGCGGGUCAGGUGAGCAGGGAGGUGUGGUUGAAGGCUGGAGAGCAAGGCAUGCUGGGAGUAUUAAUACCAGAGGAGCAUGGCGGCGUCGGAGCAGACUUGUUUUCUGUGGCUGUCACGUGGGAGGAGCAAAUGUACGCCAACUGCUCAGGCCCGGGUUUCUCCCUGCACUCGGACGUCGCCAUGCCCUACAUCUCAAACUACGGCAGCAAAGACCAGAUUAGACGGUUCAUCCCCGACAUGACUGCUGGGAAAUGCAUCAGCGCCAUCGCCAUGACGGAGCCAGGAGCAGGAAGUGAUCUCCAAGGCGUAAAGACGUACGCUAGGAAGGACGGCAGCGACUGGAUCCUCAAUGGCAGCAAGGUGUUCAUCACGAACGGUUGGAUGGCCGACGUAGUGAUUGUGGUUGCCGUGACGAACCGCGAGGCGAAGUCAGCGGCACACGGGAUCAGUCUGUUCCUGGUGGAGGACGGCAUGCAGGGCUUCCAGAAGGGACGCAAACUAGAGAAGAUCGGUAUGAAGGCCCAGGACACCGCCGAGCUGUUCUUCGGGGAUGUGCGGCUCCCAGCCGACGCCCUCCUGGGCGAGGCCAACAAGGGCUUCUACUACCUGAUGAACGAGCUGCCGCAGGAGCGUCUGGCGAUUGCUGGCGUUGCCAUAGCGAGCUGCGAGUUCAUGUUUGAGGAAACCAGGAACUAUGUGAUGCAGAGGAAGGCGUUCGGCAAGACCGUCGCUCACCUACAGACUGUGCAACACAAGCUGGCAGAGCUGAAGACAGAGAUCUGUGUGGGCCGAACCUUCGUAGAUAACUGCCUGGUGCUCCACGCCGAGAAGCGCCUCGACGCCGCCACGGCUUCCAUGGCCAAGUACUGGGCUUCGGACCUGCAGAACAAGGUGGCGACUCAGUGCCUGCAGCUCCACGGAGGCUGGGGCUACAUAUGGGACUACCCCAUCGCCAGGGCGUUCGUGGACUCCCGCGUCCAGCCGAUCUACGGAGGAACCAACGAGAUCAUGAAGGAGCUCAUCGCCCGGCCCAUCGUCAGCCCCUAGUGGUGCUCCGGUUGGUUACUGAUGGAGGAGCACUGGGGAAGUGGAGCGGUUGCACAGGCGUUUUUUUUUCUUUGUUGACAGUUAGAAAAAAAAGUCUGAAAAAUGGGAUAAAGUAAAAACGUUUAGUGGUGAAAAGUCAGAAUGUUUAGUCAUUGAACCAGCCAAGGUUCGAGAGUGAGAAUAUGAAACUUUUGAGGAAAAAUAAUUAAUAUUUUUGUUGAUUUAGAGAACACUGAGGACAUGACAAAGGACCUGUAGAACCUGAUAAUGUAAUAAUCCGGAUAAUGUAAUAAAAAUCUGCACUUGAGUCCAUUGAAAAUGUAAUAAAACCUGAUGAUGUAAUAACUUCCCGAUAAUGUAAUAAAGUGCAUUUCCCAAUAAUGUAAUACAAUUUUUUUUUUACCAAUAAUGUAAUAAAGUAUUACAUUAAUGGAGGUUAUUACAUUAUCAGGUUAGCCUUCAUUUCCCAAGUCCUGAUAAUGUAAUAAUUCCCCAAUAUUGUAAUAAUUUAACAUUACUUGGGUUCAAGUGGUGAUACUGUGUAUCAACUCUAGCUCAGAGCUCUAGCGCCACCAACAGGUCAAAGUUGAAUGUUUAUUCACUUUUGACCCGUUCAUUCCGUUUUUCACCAACGAGGUAUCCAUGACAACCGAAUGAUUCAACAGCUUCUUGAGAUCUAAAGGUGCUUGGUGUUAUACUUUUUACAUUAUUGGUUAAAAGUGUAUUACAUUAUUGGGAAAUGCACUUUAUUACAUUAUCGGGAAGUUUUUACAUUAUCAGGUUUUAUUACAUUUUCAAUGGACUCAAGUGCAGAUUUUUAUUACAUUAUCAGGGUUAUUACAUUAUCGGGAAUUUAUUACAUUAUCAUGGUUUUCAUUUUACUGCAGUACUGCAGUCAUUGAUGCUACGGCAGAAAAAGAUCAACCGAUGUGUGCCACGUUAUAAUAUAAAAUAUAAUAGGUUUAUUGUUAUAAAACGACAUCACAUUAUAACAUCACAGUUUUCUUAUUAUAACAUACACUAUCUUGUUAUAACAUGAAACAACUCAUGUUAUAACAAUAAGUAAUCUCUUUAUAACAUAAAACGUUUUUUUAUUAUAAGGAAACUUUUCUUCUUAUGACAGUCCGUUCUAGUGCUGGAUGAUAUGGGAAAACAUCUUUUGAUGAUUUUUUCAUAUCAGUCGAUAUCGAUAUAUAUCACACUAUAAAUCAAAUCACUAUUUUUGUCAAGCUUAAAGGUUCUUUUUACUCAAGCUUAUAUUCUCUGUCGUCAUUUUCUCUCCAUCCCACUCCUAAUGUACACACACAACAAUGUCAUCAUGUUAUAACAUUAAACAUUUUGUUAUUACACUAAGUUAAUGUGUUAUAACAUUUUGUUAUUACACUAAGUUGAUGUGUUAUAACAUUAAACAUUUUAUGUUAUUACACUAAGUUGAUGUGUUAUAACAUUAAACAUUUUAUGUUAUU